UAGUAGUUCAAACUUUGACCAAAGAUCUUGAAACCAAAGUAGUUGCUUGCUAGCAAAGCUGCAAUUGUGCGCUCGAAGAGAAACAUUCAACGUUUAACAUAUAGCUGAACUGACCUAGUCACCUAGGUUCUAGGACCGUGACUGUUUCGUUCUAUCGUUUUGAACUCACUCAAGUCAGUUAAGCUCUUCUGGAGCAACGUCGCUGUGGCCCACAUUCUCCGAUUCAAGCGCGAGUCCCGUGAGCGCCUUCCGCUCACAACAAUCUCAUCGCUCGGUCAAUUUCGUCACGUCCUUGCGAGAUUCCUAACCGCAGCUAUGUCUGAUGGAGCCGUACUACCUGAUGAGUCACGAUCGCCUCCAUCGUCACAAAAGGAUGCAGGGUUGAAGAAGCUCCCGCCAUAUUGGUACCCGUAUACGACUAUGGCAAAGGAGCGCUGGCUUGGACGGGAGAUCCUAGAAAUCGUAUCGACAGAAUUCAGGGAUCGAUCUAUGGAGUACUAUCGGUACGCCCUUGAAUCCGGCGUGACAACAAUUAACGGUAAGGUCGCAACACCAGACACAGUAGUGAGGAAUGGCGAUCGUAUAGAGAAUGUUGUGCACCGGCAUGAGCCUCCAGUCACGUCUACGCCCGUCAAAAUUGUAUUACACGAUAAAGAGCGCGACUUUUUGGUCAUCGAUAAACCUGGUAGCAUACCAGUACACGCAUCUGGUCGUUACUACCGCCACAGCUUAGUGGAGAUACUUCGUAAUGAAUUUGGUUUCCCGAAAAUCUACACGAUCAAUCGCCUAGAUAGACUUACAUCUGGUUUGAUGAUCGUGCCAUUGAACGCCGAUCUGGCGCGUUCUUUAUCAGCCGAAUUCGUCAAUGGUCUAAUCCGCAAAGAAUAUAUUGCUCGAUGCAAAGGGGAUUUUCCAGCUGAGGAAGUGAUAUGUGAAGAACCCCUCCUGACUGUUGAUCGACAAAUGGGGCUAAACAUAGUGCACCCAGAAGGAAAGCCAGCGAAGACGAUUUUCAACCGGCUUCAUUACGAUUCUGCGACUAACACGAGUGUGCUACACUGUCGUCCCAUGACCGGUCGAUCACAUCAGAUACGAGUCCAUCUACAAUACCUCGGUCAUCCAAUAGCCAAUGACCCUGUUUACUCCGAGGAACGAAUAUGGGGAGCUAAUCUUGGCAAAGGGGGCGUUGAUGUUAUUCCUUGCGAGAACCGUGCUCCACCAGCGCCACCAGCGCAUCUGCUGAGUGAUAAUAGUCCGGAAGCUCUUAACCUGAAACCCUCCGACGCCACAGGCUCCCCAUUAUUGCUUGCUUCGGAAGUGGAGGACAAUGGGAAAUCGGGAGCGAAAUUGUUCCCCCGCGAAACUGGACACGAUAUUGGAAUGGGAUCGCCUGUCCCGCUGUCGUCUGAAGCGGUGGAGAUUAUAACAAGGCUCCGGAAUAUGAAGGAUGAAGACGAGGAUUGGAGUCGCUGGCGAGAUGUCGUGUUUCGAGCAAAGGGAUCACUCGCACCAAAGAACAUCCCUCGUGCGCCCCUUCCUCCACAGAACAAACGCAAAAAAGGGGGUCCUUCCCUCCCUCAAACUGCUCUGCCAGAAGAUAUGGCCUUGGCCCCACAGUUGACUCAAGGGGAAGCUCUAGCACGACUUUCGCAGAUGGAGGCCCCUCCCCCAGCUGUCGACCCAGCAACAGGAACUCUGUAUUGUUCAGAGUGCUACUUACCGUUGCAUCCUGAUCCGAAGCCAGAAAAGUUGUAUAUUUUUCUGCAUGCACUUAGAUAUACCACAAGUCUCGGGUCCUUUGAGACGGAUGUACCAGAGUGGGGAGCUGAAGGAUGGAAGUGGGACCAGGUCUAGCUGGGUAUUACGCUCAGCGAUAAGCGAUGCCAUUUUUACAUCCAUGGGCUCCAUGGAGCACUACGCACUACCCCCAAGACAGGUCAAGCGCAGCGCCCAAGUCGUUGAUAAAUUGUUCAAAAAAUUUUCUUCCCUGUGCUUAAAUGAACACAAUACGCCCUGCACAUCAUCGAGAAUUUGCCCUGAAUUU
Suillus clintonianus is the source of this 2044-nucleotide messenger RNA. Its product is annotated as pseudouridine synthase. Gene Ontology annotation, molecular function: pseudouridine synthase activity; RNA binding. The coding region runs from base 316 to 1854 and encodes 512 amino acids. The transcript is spliced from 12 exons. NCBI's taxonomy places the organism in Eukaryota, Fungi, Basidiomycota, Agaricomycetes, Boletales, Suillaceae. Gene Ontology annotation, biological process: pseudouridine synthesis. The record is from RefSeq and is a predicted model, not a curated record.